AUGGAGCCUGAAAAGCCAUUUGCAUGUACUCUACCAGAUUGUGGCAUGACAUUUACAAAUGAAGAUCAUUUGCAUGUACACACUAAGAAACACGACAUGGUACUUCAACUGGGAAUGGAGCAGAAAGCUGCUUUUGUGGCGGAUCAAACACCAACACCAACUCGGUUUAUAAGAAACUGUGAAGAAGUAGGUUUGUUCCAAGAUCUACAAAAUGUCAAUCCAUUCGAUGAAGGAUUUAAAAGGGCUAUGGAAACUAAACACAGCAUACUUCCCCUAGAUGGAUCAUCAACAGAAGAUGCCUUGCACACUCCGCAUUUGGUGUUUCCCUUAGAAUCGGGUGACUGUACCCUAUAUACAGCAAACAAUCAAAGAAAUAUUACUAUUAGCAGAUCAUCUAGCGACGAAUCGGGCGCCGUAAAAGAAUAUGAAACAACGACAAUAUCGAAACUAACUAAUGAAGUAACAACUAUUAGUAGAGUAGUCAAGGACGUGCCAGACAGAAAUGAUGAUGAAAAAGCUAGAAUAAAAGAUAGAGUUAAUGAAACGUCAGUAUCUUACACAAAUAACGUCAUUAAAAUCCAUAGUAAUGUUGAAAUAAGAAAAGACAAUAACGUAGUUAACAUAGAUAACAAAAAAGAACUGCCACCGAUAAUGAGUCAGAAAUCUUUAGAUUUUGUAGUCGAUAGCCUUACAUGUGAUAUAAAUGAAGAAAAAGAUAUCAAAAUUGUAAGAAAUAAGCAGGAUUCGGUUAAAUCUGAUGAUUUGAAAGAUAAAUCCAAGAUAGACGACUACGAAGUUAUAAUAAAAUUGCCUAAUGGGAAACGUGUAAGGAUGAAAGCUGUCGAUGAAAUUGAUAAAGUUCAACCGAAUACAAAGGAAAAAUUAAAGAAAGUGAUAAGAAACAAAUCUGAAACGGCUAAUAAUAGGCAAAAUGUGCAAAGUACGCCGUUAGUACACAAUAUAGUGCCUAUACACGCAGGGACGCUUAUACCAGUAACCAUAGUUAAUCCAAGCGUACCUUUGCAAAAUUUACAUAAAAUACCAAUUGUGCCUCUGCCCACAGUCAAAACUAAUUUUAAAAGUGUUAAAAGAAAAAAAGUUAAUAAUGAUAAUGAUAGUUAUAAAAAUGAUAAUGAUAAAAGUAACGUUAACGGCAACAAAAAUAACUCAAAACAUCAUUUAGACAGUCGGAAUGCAGCGUCUAAAAGAUAUAGGGAAAGGUUAAAAGAAACGAUGAGACGUCAAAGUGAAGAAAAUAAGCUACUUCGGGAAUCAAACCAGCGUCUUACCGCUGAAAAGGCAGUCCUGAAACUGAUCAUUACUAAACAUCUUAAGAAAUGUCCCAUUGGAGAUGAUCUAAGAAAUAUUCAAGAAAAACUACAACAUGCAACUCAAUGUAUAGAAGAAAACACAAUAGAAGAUACA
Molecule: messenger RNA, 1425 nt
Organism: Brenthis ino (lesser marbled fritillary)
Lineage: Eukaryota; Metazoa; Arthropoda; Insecta; Lepidoptera; Nymphalidae
Source: the annotation of a GenBank genome assembly